Messenger RNA from Batrachochytrium dendrobatidis JAM81, 2199 nucleotides. RefSeq lists its product as uncharacterized. The transcript has a single exon. NCBI's taxonomy places the organism in Eukaryota, Fungi, Chytridiomycota, Chytridiomycetes, Rhizophydiales. The record is from RefSeq and is a predicted model, not a curated record. Bases 1 to 2199 code for a protein of 732 amino acids.
AUGAUAACAGCUUUGGAGGAUGAAAAGGUUAGAAAGCAGUUGCGUGGUCAAUUACUUGAAUGGCUUGAUGCUCUUCCAGUUUAUGGAUUCAACAGUUCUUCGUAUGAUAUCAAUGUUAUAAAGAAAUACCUCCCACAAGUGUUGAUGAAAUAUAACAAGAAACACGGAAAUGUAUCAAAGAGUGAAAAGUUAUGGAUUCGUUCAAUUGAGGAAGAGUUGGGACGCAACAUUGAACAAAACAAAAGAAUUGGACGAUACAAUGCUGAUGGGUAUGAUGGAGAGACAAACACAGUCUAUGAAUUCAAUGGAUGCUUCUUUCACGGCUGCCGAAAGUGUUAUCACCCUGAUGAUGUUAAUCCCCAUACAGGAGACAAAAUGAACGUGUUGUAUGAGAAGACGAUGAGAAAGGAGGCAAAGUUGAAGCAGAUGGGAUACGGUAUGAAAUCUGUUUGGGGUUGCGAGUUUAGGAUGCCAACAAACGAGGAGAUAAAUGGCAUCAUCAAAUGCAACAAUAAAUGCAGAAUGAUAUCUAAUGGUUCCUUUACUUUCAAAGACAUUCUUGCAUAUCUGGCUCCAAAUACCUCAUUAGAAAAGUUUCUGAAGGCAUUUGACACUGAAGUUCACAAAGGCAUCUUCCCACUCAAGGUAACCCAAAACUUGACGAAAUACGCUGAUGAGCAUCCAGAACUGAAGCAAUAUUCUGGUAAUGUCAUCCAACUUCUCAAACAUUCACCCAUUCCAUCCAAAAAGUGGUUUUACAAUGACUUAAAAGGUGAAGCAAUAUCAUCAAAACAACACAUUGAAAUACACUCUAAAUAUACAAAUUUAUACGACUUGCUAAUGGAUUACAACAAUUUAGAUGUUAAACCUGGCGUGGAAGCGACAAAGAAACUUUGCAAUUUCUUUCGAUCUUUGAAUCUCGAUAUGCACAAGGAUGGCAUUUCCAUUCCUGGACUUACUUUGAAAUAUCUUUGGAACACAAAAGAGGAGUGCGAGUUUCAGUUGUUCAAAGGAAACGAAGAACUGUAUCAAAAGUACAGAGAUAAUCUUGUGGGUGGUCCAAGUAUCGUUUUUCAUCACUAUCACGAGAGGAACAAGACAAGAAUAAGAGGAGGCAAGCUUUGUCAGAAGAUUCUUGGAUAUGAUGCGAAUGCGUUGUAUCUCUGGGCCCUCAGUCAAGAUAUGCCUUGUGGUGAGCAUAAAAUGAUUGAGCCGUAUCCUGAUAUACUGGAAGAUGUUAUGAAUGGAUCGUUUUUUGGAGAGAUUGAAUGCGAUAUUGCGGUACCUGAGCAUGUAAAGGAACAUUUUGCAGAGAUGCCACCGAUAUUCAAAAAUACAGAGAUUCAAUACAAAGACCUCAGCAGUGACACAAAAGCACAGGUCAAACCAAAUUACAAGAGUAAGAAACUAAUUGGGAGUAUGUUUGGCAACAAGAUGUUGUUUCCUACUGAAUUACUGAAAUGGUAUCUUGAACACGGAUUGAUGGUAUCAAAUAUCACAUAUGCUGUCAAGUACGAACGCAAAGCACCAUUUAAGUCGUUUGCUCAACAAGUAUCUAAUGAAAGGAGAGCCGGAGAUACAAGUCCUGAUUAUAAACUACGUGGAGAAAUGAUGAAGUUGAUGGGAAAGUCUUCCUAUGGCAAAUGCAUCACAGAUUUCUUGAAACACGAGACAGUAAAGAUUGUUGGUCCUAAUAACUACAACAAAAAUGUCAGAAGGGUAAAAGAUUACAUUGGUCAUCAAGACCUUGUUGAUGGAUUUGAAUUUCGGUUCAAAAAGACGGCAUUCAAACAAAGCUUGCCCAUACAGAUUGGCUUCCAAGUGUACCAACUGGCAAAGUUACGAAUGCUGCAGUUUUACUACGACUUUGUGGAUUAUUACAUUGAUAGAAGUGACUUUCAGUAUUGUAUGAUGGACACGGAUUCGGCAUAUUUUGCCAUUUCUGGGAGUUCGUUACAAGACGUAGUGAAACCACAUCUAUUAGGCGAGUUCAAACAGAAAAGGCAAGUCUGGCUGGAAAGAGAUGAUACUCUAGAGAACAAGUUAUACGACAGUAGAGCUCCUGGGCUGUUCAAGUUGGAAUAUGAAGGAGAUUGCAUUAUAUCAUUGGCCAGUAAAAUGUACUAUUGUGACGAAAACAAGUUUAGUUCAAAGGGAAUCAAUAAGGGCAAAAUGAAAUUACAAAAUACAAGUAUCUGA